AUGGUCUCCCCGCGGAUGGCCCGGCUCCUGUCGCGGACGGUGAUGCUGGCGCUCUUUUUCCUCCCCCAGGCACGCCCGGCCGGCGUCUUCGAGCUGCAGAUCCACUCUUUCGGGCCGGGACCAGGCCCGGGGGCCCCGCGGUCCCCAUGCACCACUCGGGGUCCCUGCCGCCUCUUCUUCAGGGUCUGCCUGAAGCCAGGGGUCUUUGAGGAAGCCGCCGAAUCCCCGUGCGUCUUGGGCGCGGCGCUAAGUGCACGCGGACCCGUCUCCUCUGAGCAGCCCGCAGCGCCCGCGCCCGACCUGCCGCUGCCGGACGGCCCCAUGCGCGUGCCCUUCCGGGACGCCUGGCCGGGCACCUUCUCUCUCAUCAUUGAGACCUGGAGAGAGGAGUUAGGAGAGCAGAUUGGGGGGCCCGCCUGGAGUCUGCUGGCGCGCGUGGCCGGCCGGCGGCGUCUAGCGGCCGGGGGCCCGUGGGCCCGGGACGUGCAGCGCGCAGGCGCCUGGGAGCUGCGCUUCUCGUACCGCGCGCGCUGCGAGCCGCCCACCGUCGGGGUCGCGUGCACGCGCCUCUGUCGCUCGCGCAGCGCCCCCUCGCGGUGCGAUCCGGGACUGCGCCCCUGCGCGCCGGUCGAGGACGAGUGCGAAGCUCCGCUGUCAUGUCGAGCAGGCUGCAGCCCAGAGCAUGGCUUCUGUGAGCAGCCUGAUGAAUGUCGAUGCCUGGAGGGUUGGACUGGGCCCCUCUGCACAGUCCCUGUCUCUACCAGCAGCUGCCUCAGCCCCAGGGGCCCACCCUCUGCCACCGCUGGAUGCCUUGUGCCUGGGCCUGGGCCCUGUGACGUGAACCCGUGUGCCAAUGGAGGCAGCUGUAGUGAGACACCCGGGUCCUUCGAAUGCACCUGCCCCCGAGGGUUCUAUGGGUUGAGGUGUGAAGUGAGCGGAGUGACAUGUGCGGAUGGACCCUGCUUCAAUGGCGGCUUGUGUGUUGGGGGUGCAGACCCUGACUCUGCCUACGUCUGCCACUGCCCACCUGGUUUCCAAGGCUCCAACUGUGAGAAGAGAGUGGAUCGUUGCAGUCAGCAGCCAUGCCAGAAUGGUGGGCUGUGCCUGGACCUGGGCCAUGCCCUGCGCUGCCGCUGCCGCGCAGGCUUCGCGGGUCAGCGCUGCGAGCACGACCUGGACGACUGCGCCGGCCGCGCCUGCGCUCACGGCGGCCGCUGCUACGCCCACUUCUCCGGCCUCGUCUGCGCCUGCGCGCCCGGCUACAUGGGCGCGCGGUGCGAGUUCCCGGUGCACCCGGACGGCGCGGACGGCGGCGCAGGCGCGUUCCCCGCGGCCCCCCCGGGCCCGAGGCAGGAGGACCCGCAGGGCUUUCUUUUGCCGCCGGCUUUGGGACUGCUGGUGGCCGCGGGUUUGGCCGGCGCUGCGCUCCUGCUCGUCCGCCUGCGUCGCUGUGGCCCUGGCCGGGAUACUGGAUUGCGCUUGCUGGCGGGGACGCCAGAGCCAUCGGUCCGCGCGCUGCCGGAUGCACUCAACAACCUGAGGACGCAGGAGGACUCCGGGGAUGGCCGCAGCUCGUCCGUAGAUUGGAAUCGCCCCGAAGAUGGAGACUCUCGAACGAUAUACGUCGUAUCUGCUCCGUCGAUGUAUGCUCGGGAGGCCUGACCUGUUCUUUCGACAUCAGCGCCUGAAGACAGCCUGGAUAUUUUCGUAUUUGCGUGGUGGUGCCCAUUCUCUGCCCCCAGACACGUUGGGGUUCAAGCUGGGAGGGGCGAUUGGGAGAACCUUACUCCUGGAAGUUGUACAUAAUGGCUAUUUAUAUCCAAUUUUUUCCCCUCUCAUCUCCAGAGACAUUUAUAAAGGCUCUUAUUUUGAUCAGUU
Galeopterus variegatus (Sunda flying lemur) is the source of this 1878-nucleotide messenger RNA. RefSeq names its product delta-like 3 (Drosophila) (gene DLL3). The coding region runs from base 1 to 1662 and encodes 553 amino acids. Gene Ontology annotation, biological process: multicellular organism development; heterophilic cell-cell adhesion; establishment or maintenance of epithelial cell apical/basal polarity. Gene Ontology annotation, cellular component: plasma membrane; protein-containing complex. Gene Ontology annotation, molecular function: calcium ion binding. The transcript has 11 exons. Lineage: Eukaryota; Metazoa; Chordata; Mammalia; Dermoptera; Cynocephalidae. The record is from RefSeq and is a predicted model, not a curated record.